GUUAUUUUCCUCCCUACCUCAUAUUCGGUAACCCUGCCCUGGUCUGUCAUUCUCCUUCUAUUUCCACUAGCAAAGAAGCAAGUAGCAAGAAGCAACGAGCCGGCGCGCUUUUCAUUUUCCUUCUAUUUUCACUAGCAAACAAGCGCAACGAGCCGCCGCACUCCAAUGAGAUAUGAAAUCUCGAGGCUCACUCCAACAUUUCUAAUAGCGAGGACAAGGGAUAAGGUAGUCAAAGUCUUGGAGAUGUGGCAGGGGGAGUGGCGGCGGCGGCGGGAGGCCGUGAGUGGCGGCAUCGGCGGCGGGUGGCGGUGGCCGUCGCGGGAAUCGUGGUGGAGCGGUCUCUGCUGCGUUAUCGGAGUCCCAGUGCAUAUGUUUCUCCUGAUGUAGAAGCCACGGCUCCCCCCAGAUACAACCUCCCUGCAUUUAGGGCAAACGUCCAUGACAUCCGAAAUCUACACUCUCUAAGGAAGCAUAAGGAGGAAGCAUAAGGAACGAUUCCAUUACAUCCGCCGAAAUCUUGAGAGAGUGUAGAUUUCGAAUGUCAUGGACGUUUGCCCUAAAUGCGGGGAGGUUGUAUCUGGGGGGAGCCGUGGCUUCUACAUCAGGAGGAACAUAUGCUCUGGGACUCCGAUAACACAGCAGAGACCGCUCCACCACGCCACCCGCCGCCGAUGCCGCCACUCACGGCCUCCCGCCGCCGCCACUCCCCCUGCCACAUCUCCAAGACUUUGACUACCUUAUCCCUUGCCCUCGCUGUUGGAAAUGUUGGAGUGAGCCUCGAGAUUUCAUGUCUCAUUGGGAACGCUAUCAUCCGCAGUGGUGAGGUGAGCUACUGGCAUUAUUGAGUUAUGGAAACAAUGAUGUUAGACUUGUAGGCCUGGUUCCAUUUACCUUUAAUGUCUGCAACUCCUAUCGGGACCACUCUUAGAAUUGUGAAUAGCUUAUACUUUGCUGAUACAAUAAUGGUCUGUUUAGUGGUUGUUCAGCCGCAGUGGGAAUGGGUAAUGAAUGCCUACCAGUUCCCCUAUUAUUCAGUUUUCCUAUGUUAAUUUUUUAUCCUACUUCUUUACCCUCCUCUACACUGCUUCUACUUGAUUGAAAAGGCUUACAUGCACUGUUGUCAUAGAAGGUUUGUUUUGUAUAUUAGUAGUGUUUACUUAUCACUUAACUGAUUGUAGAAGUUUAUGAACAUAAGAAGAGAGUUUGUUUUUGGUUAUAUUUCAUGUAUGGAGUUUGGAAUUUAUGUCUUGCAGAAGUAUCAGUUGUAUUAUUUAUUGCGGCAUCUUCUGGUGCAGGUUUCGGAAGUGAGUUCCCUUCUAGGUAGAGCGGGCAGGGUUGGCCUUGACAAAGCAGAGGAAGUACUGGACACACUUGGUAGUAGCAUGACGAAUCUGAAUCCUAACAGUGGGUUUACCUCAGGAGUAACAACAAAAGGCAACAAAAUUGCAAUUUUGGUAUUUGAAGUUGCUAACUCUAUGCAACCACUUUCAAAGGAGAACAUCAUACUUUUGAAAGAAGCAGUGCUUGCUUCAGAAGGGGUCCAAAAUUUAGUAUCUAGAGAUAUGGAAGAAUUACUGAGAAUUGCAGCAUCAGAUAAGAGGUAAAAUUUGCUGAUAUUUUAUUAAUGUGAACUUAUCACGGUUGCUUGAUUCGGAUAUUACACCAUUAGAUUUGGUAUCCUGUGAGAUGAUACUAAUUACUUAUCCAUGUGAUUGUGGCAGAGAAGAAUUGAUUGUUUUUUUUCUGGAGAAGUGGUACAUUUUGGAAAUCGUUGCAAAGAUCCACAAUGGCACAAUUUGGACCGUUAUUUUGAAAAAGUAAUGUAGAAAGGUUUUGAUUACUUUAGAAUAUUUUAACACUACGCGAAACAAAUCUCAUGUGACCCUUCAUACUGUUUCGUGUUUUGCAGGUUAGGCUCAGAACUUACACCUGAGAGGCAGCUUAGGGAAGAGGCAGAGACAAUGAUGAAACACAUAAUGACUAUGGUUCAGUACACAGCAGUGAGUUUUUGACCCUCCCAAUGUAUAUUUGUCAGUUUAGCAUCUAUCUAGUGCACAUUCCAAGUGAGAGGAUUUCAGGCAAUCAUGGUCAAUUAGUCGUAGGAAGCCUCUCGCUUGGUGUUCUUGUGAGUUGUGAUAUUUACGGAACAGAAUCUUAGAGAGUUUGAGCUGCUGAAUGGACAUAGUUUGACAGGUAACCGUACAACAAACACAUAAUGACAGCUUGUGGGUAUAGUUGAUCUUACAGUGUUCUCCUUUCAUCUCUCCCCUUGAAAAGUUGGAGGUGUCAAUUUCUUCAGGUCAAUCUGCCUAGUUCACUACUAGUGAUAUGAGUUCUGCUUUGUCUUGUGUUAAGCUUUUAUUGAUCAAGUACUUAUUGUGUGGUGGGGUCUAUAGAUCAACAUUCACUUCCACGUAUCAGAUGGGAAUCUACUCUGAAGUCAUCUUACAGUGAAAACUAGCCCGUUGCUUCGGGCAAUAUGUUGAGGAAAUAAAGUCUGAAACCAAAAUGAGUGAUUGACUUUUCUCUCUCAUCUUUGGUAUUUUGUACAAAGGCAAACUGCCCGUUCAUUCUUUUUACCCUGAUAUUUGAUUGUUGAUGUCUGUGAAAUGCGACCUUUCAAGGCAAGUGCCACGUGAGGUUUACCAGGCUUGCUAUUGUGAUUGACUGAAGCAGAAGCUUUCUUGUGCAAUUUUUUUCCCCCAACCUUCUAGUUUAAGGAAAUGUAAGACAUCAUCCUAUUUCCUCCCCUGUUGUGCAGGAAUUGUAUCAUGAAAUGCAUGCUUUGGACAGAUUUGAAACAAGAUUACCGACAUAAACUUCAAGAAGACGAGAACUCAAAUGCUACACAAAGAGGUGUGUUGUUUGAGUUUCAGGUUGUAUCGAGUUGUUUAGUUUUAUAUUUUAAUAGAUUACUCUCGUGGAUGUAGUCCGAGUGCACUUCCCUUUUGCAGUUAAAGCCUCUCCUUAUGUUGUAAUAUAGCCCUUCAAUAUCUAAAGUCUUAGAGCCUUAAUAUAUGAAGACCAAGAUUCUGCCGAAAGCAAUAAUUGAUUUCUUUUUUUUUUCAAACAUCGGUUUGAUCCAUAGAAUGAAUCUCCUUUUCAUUUGACCAGUUGUUGUUUUAGAUCUUUGUCAUCAAUGACAUGACAGUUUUGUUUUGAUAUAUACACAGCAGAGCUAUAUAAAUGUGAUAGACCUGACGUGACAUCAAAAUUAACUGAAUUUCUGGUGCCAACAACCAUGUUAAACUGGAAUUAUACCCUUUAUGGCUAAUUUGAACUUCUUUUAUUCACAUCUUUCAUUUCAUAUCCUAAUGCAUAUUUAGGAGCUGGGGUUUGCAUGAAUAUACAGAGUUGUGUUGGCCUUGAUUAAUAUUUUUGGAGAUCUCAGAAGUUCUAACCGUAUGUCUAAUUGAUAUCAGGAGACAGCCUUGCAAUUUUGAGGACGGAGUUAAAGAGUCAACUGAAAGAUGUGAAAAGUUUGAAGAAGAAAUCCCUAUGGUCCAAGAUUUUGGAAGAGGUACUAGUCAUUGUCGUCUAGGCAGUGAGUUCUUACUUCAUAUGGUGAACUUGGUCCUCUUAUAUCAGCAUUUGCAAUUUGGUGGAACCCAAUCCAACAAGGUAAUGGAAAAGCUUGUAGACAUCGUCCAUUUCGUGCAUCUGGAGAUUCAUGAAGCCUUUGGUAGUGCAGAUGGCGAUAAACCAGUGAAAAAUUCGACGAACAGUCACAAGAAGCUGGGUGCUGCUGUCCUUGCUUUGCAUUAUGCAAAUAUUAUAACUCAAAUUGAAACUCUUGUCUCCCGGUCCAGUUCUGUGCCUCCAAGUACAAGAGAUGCGCUGUACCAAGGGUUACCACCUAGUAUUAAGUCCACCAUGCGCUCCAAAUUGCUUGCAUUCCAGUUUAAUGAGGAGCUUAGCGUCCCUCAAAUCAAAGACGAAAUGGAGAAAACCUUGCGGUCGCUUGUCCCAAUUGCUGCUAACACAACCAAAGCUCAUCACGGAUUUGGUUGGGGUGGAGAAUGGGCAAAUACAGGGUCUGACAUGAACCAAAAGCCACCUGAGCAGAACGACUUGCUGAGGAUCCAGACUCUGCACCAUGCUGACAAAGACAAGACCGAAACAUACAUCCUCCGACUGGUGGGCUAAGAUCAGGUGACUAAGGGGGAGUCCCUUAGUCAUGUGACUAAGUGAAUCUCAGCCCUUCCAUCUCAUUAAAAUCCAAUGACCCUGAUUAAUCCAAUUUAAUGAAGGGCAAUGUAGUAAUUUAAUUAUUUAAUUUUUAUUUACCAAUUAAAAUAAAUAAAAAUUCAGCCCCGAUCCUUACCCUUCUCCGCGCGGCCUGCGUUUUUUUUUCGCCGAGACUUCCGAACCUUCCCGCCGGCCGAUCCUUCACUCUUGUGGCGUGUAAUUCGCCGGCGGCCCAUUUUUCCCGGGACGGCGCCAUAAUUCCCCUUCCUUUGAGAAUAUAUCCCAAGAGAGAGAGUGUCCUGCCAUUGGAAUUAUUUGGCUCCCUGGUGGCGGGGAGGGAGAGAGAGAGAGAGAGAGAGAGAGAGAGAGAGAGAGAGAGAGAGAGAGAGAGAGAGAUUUUAUACAGUUAGUAUGCUUUGUAUUGUUUGUCGGUUUAUUUUGUAAUGUUUGUACGCUUUGUUAUUUUGUAAUGUUUGUCGGGUUUUUUUUGUAAUGUUUGUACGCUUUGUUAUUUUGUAAUGUUUGUCGGUUUUUUUUGUAAUGUUUGUAAACUUUGUUAUUUUUGUGUAUCGUGUUUAUCAUUUUUGUCAACCAUGUUUGUAAUGUUUUUUAUGUCUAAAAAACACCCGGGUUGACUUUGGGAAGGAGCCCCUCUAUAUAGGGACGGAGCCUCUAAAGUCAACCCGGGUGUUUUUUCAGUUCGUAUGGUUUGUCGGUAUAGUUUGUCAUUUUUGUCCACCAUGUUCGUACUGUUUGUAUGUCUAAAAAACACCCGGGUUGACUUUGGGAAGGAGCCCCUCUAUAUAGGGAUGGAGCCUCCAAAGUCAACCCGGGAGUUUUUUCCCGUUCGUAUGGAUUUUCGGUCUAGUUUGUCAUUUUUGUCCACCAUGUGUCGUACUGUUUGUAUGUCUAAAAAAACACCCGAGUUGACUUUGGGAAGGAGCCCCUCUAUAUAGGGAUGGAGCCUCAAAAGUCAACCCGGUUGUUUUUUUCUUUUUGUAUGGUUUGUAUUGUUUGUCGGUCUAGUUUGUAUUGUUUGUACAGUUCAUACGUUUGUAAUGUUUGUAAAUCUGUUUGUAUGUUUUGUCGCUCUAGUUUGUAGUGUUCGUAUGUUUGUAUGGUUUGUACUGAUUGUAAAUCCGGUUUGUAUACUUCAUAAUUUUCCAUAAUACCCAAACUACCCAUGUCAUUAAUUAAAUAGCCCUUCCCACUUUUUAACCAUUGGAUUGAAGUGUCCAGAUCUAAGGGCUGGAAGGGGCUUAGUCAAGUGACUAAACACCCCCCUUAGUCACUGGAUCCGCUCUCCCGACUGGUGGUGUGGCUUCACCACCUUGUCAGCCUAGCAAGAGCUGCCAAUGGCGGAAUCAGAUCGCCUGUUAAAUCACCAACGCGAAAGACGAUACAGCUGACAGCACAAACUCCCAGCCUUCAGUCCCCCAUGCUGACAAUUGAAGAUCAAGAGAUGCUGAGAGAUGUAAGCAAAAGAACGAAACCGCCCGGGAUAAGCAAGAGCCAGGAGUUUGACACCGCGAAAACCAGGAUAAUGAUGAGCAAGCGCCACAGGUUGAGCAAGAGCAGUAGUCACUCCCCUUCUCGUGAAAGCAAGAGAGGCUUUUGUUGAGUAGUGGCCAAAUAUGGUGUUGUUUAGGAGUGGAUCGCAGAAUCAAUCGAGUUGAUAUAUGAUCAAUUUAGGGGUUUUAUUCUUUUUCUUUGUUCCCUGUUGCACAGAUGCACGUUUGGGAAGGGUCUAUGAACAUAGCAAGUUAGGCUUCUCCUUUUCCUUUCACGACUAAUGCGAGCAUUUUUCAGAUCUCGUGGUUAGACACGUAAGUCGUGCUUAAGUUACUUGCAUAGGAAAAAAGUCUUGAAUAUGAG
Messenger RNA from Linum trigynum, 6063 nucleotides. Lineage: Eukaryota; Viridiplantae; Streptophyta; Magnoliopsida; Malpighiales; Linaceae. The record is from the annotation of a GenBank genome assembly.